Lizanozyma spartinae is the source of this 777-nucleotide messenger RNA. RefSeq names its product Ato7p (gene ATO7). The transcript has a single exon. NCBI's taxonomy places the organism in Eukaryota, Fungi, Ascomycota, Pichiomycetes, Serinales, Debaryomycetaceae. Bases 1 to 777 code for a protein of 258 amino acids. Gene Ontology annotation, molecular function: acetate transmembrane transporter activity. The record is from RefSeq and is a predicted model, not a curated record. Gene Ontology annotation, cellular component: plasma membrane.
AUGUCAUCUACAGAUAUCCAAUCCAAGGAGCAUACCAAUGCUGACUCCGAAAUCCACCCUCCUGAAAUCCACAGAGUCUCUGAAGCUGGAAAUGGUGGUGAGUUCGUCGUUUUAGGCAACAAACAUUACUAUAAACAUGAAUUAAUGAAGGCCUUUGGUGGUAACUUGAACCCCGGAUUAGCUACCCCACCAAAACACCAAUUUGCCAAUCCGGCUCCAUUGGGGUUGUCAGCUUUUGCCUUUACUACGUUUGUACUUUCUAUGUAUAACGCUGGAGCUAUGGGUGUUAAGCCACCUAACGUUGUUCUUGGUGCGGCUGCUUUCUACGGUGGGUUUAUUCAAAUGUUAGCCGGUAUUUGGGAGUUGGCUGUGGGUAACACUUUUGGUGGUACCGCAUUAACUUCUUAUGGUGCAUUCUGGUUAUCUUAUGUCGCCAUUCUUGUUCCUGCUUUUGGCAUCGAGGCCGCCUACGAAGGAACCGACCAAAUGGGAAAUGCCGUGGCCUUCUACUUACUUGCUUGGUCUCUCUUUACCUUUAUGUUGACCAUUGUAACUAUGAAGUCUACUUUGUUUUUCUUUUCGUUGUUCUUUUGUUUGGCCGUUACCUUUUUGCUCUUGUCCAUUGCUGACUUCACUGGUAAUAGCAAUGUUAAAACUGCUGGAGGUGUAAUGGGUGUUAUCACUGCCUUUUUGGGUUGGUACAAUGCUUGGGCUGGUACUGCUAAUAAAGCUAACUCAUACAUUACCUCAUGGCCAAUUCCUUUGUCUAAGCAGUAA